CCUGAGUUCAGCACAGUUUGAUCCUGGGAGCCGUAAGUGAGUGCAGCGGGGGGUCGUGAACAGGUCCUUGGAGCUCUUGGGAGCAGGCUAUAACUCUGGGGUAGAAGUGAGGCUGAUCAGAAGCCAGAGGUAAACCACUGGACUCACGGACGCAUCAUGUCCAGCUCCCUGCUGGCUGGAGGUCAUGUGGUCAGCUUGACUCCCCACGAAGAAUCCAGGAUGGCCCUGCACCCAAGCUCCAACCCCAGCCUCCCAGCACUGUGUCCUUACUACACCACAGAGAGCUGGGGAACCCAGCCCCUGAUGGCCCCCACCCUCUGCAAAGGCACCUCCAGCAGGUUCCAGCCUGCUCGGCAAGCAGAAGCCAAAGCUCACUGCCCCCUGCAGCACCCUAAGGAGCAGGCCUCAGGGACCUCACAGGACCUCGACUCCUGCAUUGACUUCUCACUGGAGACCCUCAACCAGAUGAUCCUGGAACUAGACCCCACCUUCCAGUUGCUUCCCUCUGGGACUGCUGGUCCCCAGGCUGAGCAAGCCAGCAGCAUCACUUCAAGGAGCAAGAAGGAGGAACCUGAAGCGUUAGAUAUAAAGUACAUCGAAGUGACCUCCACCAGAUCAAGAUGCUUCGACGGUCCCCAACGCUGCUCCAGCCCGUGUGUCACUCCACCCUUUGGCUCCCCACGCAACGGCAGCCUCCUUUUCUCCAGAGACAUUCCCCGAGAGACUCGAAGCAGCAGCGAGAGCCUCAUCUUCUCUGGGAACCAGGGCAGGGGUCCCUCUCCCCACACCCCAUCUUCCCUUAGCAGUUCCAGCUCUGGCCAGGAGAGCAGGGCCUCAGGCUCCCCACUGGCCACUCCUCCAGGUUGGGAGAAAGGGCCACGGGCCCCACAGCGGGGCAGCAGGGUCUCUGUGCUGUCAGCCAGCCCCACGUCAGAUGUCAGCUAUGUAUUUGGAAGCAGCCAGUCCCUCCCACACUCAAGCUUCUCCAGUUAUCAGUCGUCUUCGCGAUCCUUGGCGAGUCCAGCCAGCUCCUCUUCCAGCCUCCACAGCCUGGAGCGAGGGUCCCCGUGUGUGAGACCUGAUGAUGCCCAGGCUCCCAGCAACCCAAUACCGAACAUGGGCCAGCCCCAAGCAGCCUACUGUCCUCCAGUAGCCAAGGAGCAGGCCGGCAGUUGCCCCCCUUCUGUCACCAACUCCAUGGUGGACGUACCCAUUGUGCUAAUCAAUGGGUGCCCAGAACCACAGCCUCCCCCAGCCCGGCAGACACCAGGACACCAGGGCUCUGUCCAGCCUUGGGCUGCAUCUCCCAGCCACCCCUGUCGGGCUACCGAGAGCCACAGCCAGACUCUGCCAGAUGGUCCUGGUCCUGUCGCUGCAUCCCCAGACGGUGCUGCCAAGGGCAUGCAGCCCACCAUGAAGUUUGUGAUGGACACAUCCAAAUACUGGUUUAAGCCAAGCAUUACUCGAGAGCAAGCAAUUGAUCUGUUGAGGAAGGAGAAGCCAGGUGCUUUCGUCAUCAGGGACAGUUCCUCCUACCGGGGCUCCUUCGGCCUUGCCCUGAAGGUACAGGAGACGCCAGCUUCUACCCCAAACCGACCAGGUGAGGACAGCACUGACCUUAUACGUCACUUCCUGGUGGAGUCUUCAGCCAAAGGGGUGCAUCUGAAAGGAGCAGAUGAGGAGCCCUACUUUGGGAGCCUCUCUGCCUUCGUGUGUCAACACUCCAUCAUGGCCCUGGCCCUGCCCUGCAAACUCACCAUCCCACACAAAGAACUUGGAGGCGCAGAACCAGCACUGGACUCCCCCACGCAUGGCCAGACCUCUUGCCUGAAGAUAUCAGCUGGCUGCCACACCCUGUACCUGAGCUCGGUGAGCGUGGAGACCCUGAGCGGAGCCCUGGCUGUGCAGAAGGCCAUCUCAGUCACCUUGGAGAGGGAUGUCCUCCCCACACCUACUGUGGUCCAUUUCAAAGUCACUGAACAGGGCAUCACUCUGACAGAUGUCCAGAGAAAGUUGUUUUUCCGACGCCACUACCCACUCGCCACCCUCCGCUUCUGUGGAAUGGACCCUGAGCAACGGAAGUGGCAGAAGUACUGCAAAGCUUCCAGGAUCUUUGGGUUUGUGGCCAAGAGCCAGACGGAGACACAAGAGAACGUGUGCCACCUCUUCGCAGAGUACGAAGCAGUCCAGCCAGCUCUCCAGGUCAUCAGCCUGGUGACUGCUCUGCUGCAGGAUGCAGACAGGGUAUAGGAGAAGGGAGCUGCCUAUGGGCCUUCUCUGACAUCUCAAGAGCCAUGCCGCUGUGGCCACAUCGACAGACUUGACUGUCGGACCUGAGGACAGAGCAAGUUGAAGCUUUUGAGCCUGCUGUGACAUUCAGCAGUAACCUUCACACAAUUCUUGGGCCUCAGGCUCUUCAAUUAUAUAUAAAGAGACCCAUCCUCAAGAAAAACUGUCCCUUGGAGACUCAGCUGGGAAUCUUCAGUGUGUUCCUCCAUGCUGCUGAAGCCCACCCACAUCCAAGACUCCCUGCGUAAAAAUUGCCUGCAACGACACUCUGGCUUCAUCAGCUUGAACUCUCCCUAUGUGGCAGAUUGAGCCAGAGACCUAUGACCCCUGCAAACGGCAAACAGCAGGUGCUGGGUCAGAACUCGUAGGCUCCCUGGCUGGAAGCCGGUGAUGGUGGGUGCAGUUUGGGGACAGGUUCGAUUUCCCUCACACCUGUCCCUUCCCUGCUGGCCCAGGAUUCUUUUGUUUUCAAGAGAUGGAAAGGUUUGGGGGUUGUGAAUGUAACUCAGUUGCUAGAGGGUUUGCCUGACAAGGACAAGGGCAGUGGUGAGUGCUAAAAAUCCCAGCACUUGAAGAGGCAGGGAGAUCAGAAGUUCAGGGUCAUUCUUAGCUACAUAGUGAGUUUAGGUCAGUCUAUGCUACAUGAGACCUUGUUGAGGGAAAGAGAAAGAAGCAGAGAGAGAGAGAGGAGAGGAGAGGAGAGGAGAGGAGAGGAGAGGAGAGGGAAAGAGAGAGAGGGGGAGAGGGAAAGAGAGAGAGAGAGGAGAGAGAGAGAGAGAGAGAGAGAGAGAGAGAGAGAGAGAGAGAGAGAGAGAGAGAGAGAAAGUUUAGUUUUCAUGAAUCUCACCCAAUGAGCAUCACAGCCUUCACCUGCAAAGACCACACUCCCAAUUCAGAUCGGGGGGAACCACUCCAAGAAGCAGCUGCCGUGGGAAGAGGGUUUCAAAAUGGGCAGGUGCCUGCAAGGUCCACAAUCUAUGAUGGAGAGGAGACAGGGUCAAGGGCCUCAGCCAGAGCAGACCUGUCAGCACAGUGCGUGUAGCCUAUAGCGCAACACAUUUCAGCUUGCUUUGGGGGACCCAUCAGAUGCUGUCAGAGUCGAGUCUGAGCACAGAACGGAGUGAGUUUUCGUACCCUCGCUGCUUCUGCUUUGCGAUCAAGGUUGUCAGCAUAGUCCUCUCUAAUGCAGUAUUUAAAACGUUCUCACAUCUGGAGAUCUGGGCAUUGCAGUCUGAUCAACUCCUAGCCAUCUGGUGGAACUUUCUGGAUUCCUCUGAUUUUAGGUAUAAUUUGCCAAGGCCUUGGGAUCUUUUUCCCAAGGGCAGGCUAGGAAAGUCCCUGGCCUCUGCAGUUACAAACUUGGGCUCUUGUCUAGUUGGUCAACUGCUCUGUGAUGUUGGCCCAGGAUUCUGAAGGCUAGCUUGACUGUGCCUGUGGGGCUAGCUUAGUAGAAGACCCUUGUCCCCAUGGUCAGAAAAGUCUCGGCAGUGCUCACAUUCUUAAUGUGUAAUCCGUCCUUCCCAAUAUAUUACAGAUGAAUAUCACCCCCCAUCUUGGCUUUCAAUUUCUUGAUAAGCAUGUGCCCCAGAAGAGGUAUCACAGCUGCCUGGCAUUGCUCUCAUAACCUACAUCUGGUGGAUGGGAAAGAGAGACCCUGUUGCUUUAGUACAGAUAGAGGUGUAUUUCCCUGCCCCAACUCCAUUCUUGCUGGGUCCUCCAGGUCCAACACACACACACUCUGUGGCAUCACCAGCCUUACAAACACAAGGGGGCAGCAGAGAGUCAAGAAUACAAAGAGGCAGCGUCUCUAGCUGGUUGGAGAAGUUGGGCUCUUUCCCUCCCACAUUCAAGACUGCCCUGCAAAAACUCUGCUUCCAGCCUGCCGGCCUCCUUAGGAGACUAUGCCAUGGCAUGCAAUGGGACACUCACAGAAGCCCGCUGUAACUCAAUGUGGAGCAAGUGUCUAUCCUCUCCUGUCAUCAGCCUACAGAGCACCAUUGUCCUUGGCCAAGGUCAGACCUGAGGGAUUAUGAGUUCAACUCAGGAAAAGCAAAUCGGUCAGGGAGUGCAGGGGUGGAGUGGGGAGGGUGCUAGGCUCACAUUGCAGGCUAAGACUGGCCCUCCCAGCAUGAGAUCGGGCUCCGUUCGUUCCACCCAUUCCAGGAUUAGUGGGAAGAGUCCUCCAUACAUCCUGUGUACUUCGUGGAAAAUAAAGUUUCUUUGUAUAAUAGCUGGUCCUGGACAUCCAGAGCUAUCUCCUGAGUGCUGAGCAGAGAAGGGCACCCAGCAGA
Chionomys nivalis (European snow vole) is the source of this 4580-nucleotide messenger RNA. It is a transcript of the gene Tns4, whose product is annotated as tensin 4. The transcript has 13 exons. Bases 157 to 2250 code for a protein of 697 amino acids. Gene Ontology annotation, molecular function: protein binding. Lineage: Eukaryota; Metazoa; Chordata; Mammalia; Rodentia; Cricetidae. The record is from RefSeq and is a predicted model, not a curated record.